Molecule: messenger RNA, 4941 nt
Organism: Megalops cyprinoides (Indo-Pacific tarpon)
Lineage: Eukaryota; Metazoa; Chordata; Actinopteri; Elopiformes; Megalopidae
Gene: casd1
Product: CAS1 domain containing 1
Exons: 18
Coding region: 370-2949 (859 amino acids)
Cellular component (GO): Golgi membrane
Molecular function (GO): N-acetylneuraminate 9-O-acetyltransferase activity
Source: RefSeq, a predicted model, not a curated record
CUGAAAUGCAAUGCGGAAAUAAAAAUUUUAUUGUGAUUUACGGCCACUGUCCACAAUGAUAAAAUUUUAUGCGCUCAUUAAAUGGGAAUAUUUGAAUAGGGAGUAAGGUGGCUCUUCCAAUAUAAGUGAUCCAUGCACCCGUGCAUUUGAAAUCAAUUUGCUUUGGACUCAAUAUUUGUCCGAAUGUAGGCGUGAGCUAUCUAAGUUACACUGGCGUACAAGUGUGCUGACUUUGGGAGGCUUUAAGUAAACGAACCUGUCUGACAGCGCUUGGACCUAGAAAAUGGAGGGCGGGUGACGGGAAAAAAAACACCUUCCAACUUUUAUGACAACUACCCGGGGUACAGAAGUUCAGUUUGUUCUGUAACUAUGGAGGAGAAGGAGAUUUUAAUCCCUGCAAGUGAGAGCCCAGUGACUGAGGCAGCCACUGCGCUAGGAGCAGCAUCGGCCGGCGGCGAGCCAUCAAUGCACCCAGCGGAGGCAGAGAGAAGAAGCGUCAGCGCGCCAGCGCUCUCUCUGCUCUACCCCUCCGCCGCGGCUCGUCUGUCUGCUUGUUGUCAUGGAGGAGCCAAGAUGGCGGUCCUGGCCUAUAGCCUAGGCAAACGAGAAAUAAAUCAGUAUUUCAGCGUGAAAAAUGCGAAAUUGGUAUCUCUUGUUGCGGUCAUUCUACUCACCGUGUUCCACACUGUCUCUCGGUAUUAUGGAGGUGGGGACACUUGUGAUUGGCUUCUCUCCAGCGGUCGGUUCCUGGGAGAAGGAGUCUGGCAGCCAAAUGGCUGUAUGAUGCACAGAUACAAGAGCGCUGAAGCAAAGAACUGCCUGGGCCAGAAAAGAGUGGCAUUUGUUGGAGAUUCCAGGAUCCGACAGCUUUUCUAUUCCUACAUCAAAAUAAUCAAUCCAGAUGUGAGAGAGGAUGGAAACAAGCAUGAGAACAUUCCUUUUGAAGACAGAAGUUCUUCACUGAAUGUGGAUUUCCUGUGGUAUGCAGAAGUUAAUGACUCUAUGAAGGAGCGUUUGAUAGCAUGGACCGAGGACACUACUGUAAAGCCAGAUGUCAUCAUCCUGGGUGCUGCUACUUGGUCCAUCAAGCUGCAUGGCGGCAGCGCAGAAUCGCUUCUCCAGUACAAAAGCAACCUCACCGCCAUCGUGCGCUUUCUCGAGAAGCUGGCCGAAGACAGCGAUGUCUAUUGGGUCCUGCAGGAUCCUGUGAACGAGGAUGUGCUGAGCGACAACAGGAAGAUGAUCACUAACCAGCAGAUUGACCUGUACAACGACGUGGCCAUCAGCACCCUGAAUGGCAGGGCCCGAGUGAAGAUCCUGGGGGCCUCCCGCCAUGCCGCCGCCGAGACCAUCGGCGAGUCCGUGGACGGGCUGCACCUGCCGGAGAGCACCAGGAAUGUGGGAGCCAUGGUGUUAAUGAACUCGGUGUGCAACAAGGUCCUGAAGCCGAUUGACGGCUCCUGCUGCAGCCCUCUCCCCCCGCCCAACGUCCUCCAGAAGCUGACGGCGCUGGUCUUCCUGGCGGCCAUGGCGGCGUUCGCGGCCCUGAACGCGCUGGGCUACAACAGGCACCGCAAGAGCAAGCUGGCAUCGGACGUGGAGAGUGGCGAGGAGAAGAAGCCGGCCUCGGCUGGGCCGGCAGGCGGCCUGAAGGCACCGCUGCUGGCCGUCUGUAAGAUGGGCCUGAUCAUGGCCUACUUCUACCUGUGCGACCGCGCCGAUGUCUUCAUGAAGGAGCAGAAGUUCUACACCCACUCCACCUUCUUCAUCCCGCUCAUCUACAUCUUUGUGCUGGGGAUCUUCUACAGCGAAAACAGCAAAGAGGCAAAGCUGCUUAACAGGGAGCAAACAGAUGAGUGGAAGGGCUGGAUGCAGCUGGUGAUCCUGAUAUACCACAUAUCUGGUGCUAGUGCUUUCAUCCCUGUGUACAUGCAUGUUCGAGUCCUGGUCGCAGCAUAUCUCUUCCAAACGGGCUAUGGCCAUUUCUCAUUCUUCUGGUUAAAAGGAGACUUCGGACUCUACCGAGUUUGCCAGGUCCUGUUCCGCCUGAAUUUCCUGGUGGUGGUGCUCUGCCUGGUGAUGGAUAGGCCGUACCAAUUCUACUACUUCGUCCCCCUGGUGACGUUCUGGUUCGCCGUCAUUUACGGCACGAUGGCCAUGUGGCCACAAAUACUUCAGAAGAAAGCGAACGGCAGUGGAGUCUGGCACCUGGCACUUCUACUGAAACUGCUCGGCUUGCUCUGUUUCAUAUGCUUCUUUGCAUACUCGCAGGGCUUUUUUGAGAGUGUUUUCUCCGUGUGGCCCAUAUCCAAGCUCUUUGAGCUGCAGGGCAGCAUCCAUGAGUGGUGGUUUCGGUGGAAGCUGGAUCGAUUCGCCGUCAUUCAUGGGAUGCUGUUCGCCUUCGUCUACCUGGUGCUGCAGAAGUGCCAGGUUCUCUCAGAGGGCAAGGGGGAGCCCCUCUUUUCAACCCGGAUAUCCAACUGCUUACUGUUCGUCUCUGUGGUGUCCUUUCUGACGUACUCCAUAUGGGCCAGCAGCUGCAAGGACAAGACAGAGUGCAAUGAGCUGCACCCUUACAUUUCAGUCGUACAGAUUCUGGCGUUCAUUCUUAUUAGGAACAUCCCUGGCUACGCCCGCUCUUUGUACAGCUCGUUCUUUGCCUGGUUUGGCAAGAUCUCCCUGGAGCUCUUCAUCUGCCAGUACCACAUCUGGCUGGCCGCCGAUACCAAGGGCAUCCUGGUCCUGGUGCCCGGCAACCCCACGCUCAACAUCGUGGUCAGCACCUUCAUCUUCGUGUGCGUGGCGCACGAGAUCUCCCAGAUCACCAACGACCUGGCCCAAGUGGCCAUCCCCAAAGAGAGCGGCGCCCUGCUGAAGAGGCUGCUGGGCGUGGCCGGCCUGCUGGUGGCCGUCCUGCUGCUCUCCAUGCGCGAGCAGGCCGGGCGCUGAGUGGGGUCAGCCGACUCCGCCCACCUUAGGCAGACCACGCCCCACGACGGGCGAGACACGCCUCCAAGCCGGACUGUUCAAGCAGCCACGAGGCUCUCGAAUCCCCCACAGGUGGGACCCUCUCAGAAGGGAAGCGACACACUGAAGAAGAAAAAGAAGAAAAAACACAAAACUCCCAACCUCUCUUUUUUUCAUUCGUUUACAUUGAGCUGUACAGGACAUUGACAUCAGAUUUACCUUCAUCACUAGGCAGUUCAUUCCAUGGUACAUCAAAGACCGCAGCAAAAAAAGUACAAGUGUGUGGCAGUACUUACCUAUAUCCCAGUCUAGUGUUCACACAGCAUGAAUACAUGGUGAGGAGGUGUACAGCUGUUGGCAAAAGCUCUUGCUGAAAAGGACUUUAAUAUGGAAAGUGACAUUACCUCCGUCCAUGAGGCAAGGUGGCAGUGUAAACGACGACCAUUAUCGGUACCAACAGCUCUUGCCUUUGCGCCGGACAGCGCAGCAGCAAAGCUCUGACAUAUUUGUUGGAUGUACAGUAUUUAAUGGUGUAAAUUACAGGUGUAUUUUUACAGGGUUAUUAUUUUUUUUUGCUUUGUGUUGGUUUUGUACACCCGAGACUGCUGUUUGGAAUGAAGAAUUGUACAGGCAUAUAUAUUUUUUUUAAGAUCCUGUAUUCUCCUAAAUAAUCUUGUCAGGCCAUGCUUAAAAUGCACUUUUAAGUUUCUCUGAAAGUCAGUCUGCGAAUAAUUUAUGGAAUUCACCUGAGGGGAAAUGACCACUAGUUAGCAUGUGCACUUGUUCUGAAGAAGACUUCUCUGUAGACCGCACCUGCAGUCUUGGCAGUCUGAUUAAUACUCCAUUAAUACUCCAUUGUUACCCCAGAUGAACGCUUAAAAGGCAGUAUCUUCACUGCCCUUAAUCCCGCGAACAAACGCCUGUGCUUCCUGCCUUUUACCGCCACGUAAUCCACCCACAUUUCCCAAUGCAAGCGGGCACUUACUUUCUGACAGAGGUCAGUUGAUUGGUAAGCAUGGGCGAGAAGGCGUAUUGCUUUUAAAUGAACUGCUGUACUCUGAAACGACCUGGGUGUGGACAGCUUGACAUGUUUUGGAAGCCGACUGCAAACGUUCGUGUUGCCAUGACUAGAUAGACCUGCGGAAACACUGUGGAAAUGUGAUAGACAGUGGAACAGGGAAGGGGCCGAUUUAGCUGCAAAUGCGGUCACCUUUCUCACAGAAAAGGCCAUACAGAGUUCCAGCGGCCAUGUCUUGCAAAAACACAACGGCCCAGAAUAAAUAAAAGCUCUCACUGCAGGGCCAUGUGUUAACUUGUGGUAACAAAUUUUAAGGAAGGCAACUUUUUGGGCCUAAACUUUUUUUUUGUCCGAUUUGUUUCUCAGAUUCAAGGUCAAGAAAUGUGACAUUGAGAUCAAAUUUGCACCCAUAUCACAACGUUCAGUUUUGACCUUUUUCAUAGUGCCAUCAACUGCUUUUGUCUCUUGUUUUUACUGACUGUUUGGACCGUGGCUGCUCUUAGCAUAACCUGUGACUCCAAAGUGAGGCAGGCUUAUGAACUUUCACUGCAACGUCCAGGCAUUUGUAAAUGUCUGCGCGUUGAGACAAAGUAGCCCGACUCCCUCCUCCCAAAAAACAGUUUGGCCUUGCUGGUAUAAGGCCAGUUACUUUUUGUCAUAACUAAAUUCGUUUCAAGCCGGAAAUUAAUAUAAAUAAAUAUCAAAAACGGCAUACGCUGCAAAACAAACAUCACUUUAAUUUGUUGUGGAAAGUCAAGUUAAAUCGUACCUUGAGUUUGCAAAGCCCAGAUCCCUGUAUUGUAGGUUAGACGUACCUGUCUGUUAAAAAAAAUUCUACUGAGGUGCGUGUAAAUUAGGGGCUUGUGAAGAGGAAUUGAAUUAAAGUUCUCUGUAAUUGGGUGGGUAUGGUUAGAGAUGUCUUUUUAUCAAAAAAUAAUUUGAGGAGGUACAAUUGA